Colletotrichum orchidophilum is the source of this 795-nucleotide messenger RNA. RefSeq lists its product as uncharacterized. The record is from RefSeq and is a predicted model, not a curated record. Bases 1 to 795 code for a protein of 264 amino acids. NCBI's taxonomy places the organism in Eukaryota, Fungi, Ascomycota, Sordariomycetes, Glomerellales, Glomerellaceae. The transcript has 4 exons. Gene Ontology annotation, biological process: mycotoxin biosynthetic process.
AUGCCCACAUCUCCAAUACCAGCCCCCAGCGAGGACAGCAGCGCCCGCUCAUCCUCUGACUAUGACGAGAAGUUCGGCCUGCUCGAAGGCGUCCCGUCCAGACCUCUCGCCGGUGCGUCGCCACGCAUUCGCUGGGCUUUCAUAGUGCUGGUGCUGUCCAACGUCGUCUCCUUAUGUGGGCUAGUCUACGCCGCGGUGAGGCCACAGCCCGUAUCAAGCACGGUGGUAUAUCCGACGCAGCCGGAUUGGUUUCCUCCGCAGAUCCCCGUGAAGAAAGUCUUCCAGAGCGAGCCGCUGUUUGCGCAGAAGCCGAAUAAUGAGAGCAUCGCUGCGUGGAAUUCACUUUUGCCGAAGGGACGCGGCUGGGUCCACAUGCGCAAUAAGACAGCCCUCCCCGACAUGCCAGGCCUGAACCAGUCGCUGCCCGAGCACAUCGCGCUGCCGUCGGUAUACCACCAGCUGCACUGCCUCUACAGCACCAUGCACAGCUACUACGACCUCCUAGACCACAUCAACAACCCGCAUCAGAAACGGGAGCUCCCCACUGACCCGGGCUGGAACAAGGAGCACCUCAACCACUGCUGGGACUACCUGCGGCAGAACAUCAUGUGCGCGGCAGACGUGACGCUGGAAUGGCAUCGGUGGAACGAAAAGGUCGAAUCGGGCUGGGGGUAUGAGCACCAGUGUAAGGACUGGGAUGCGCUGACGGAGUGGGUGCUGGAAAGGCGGACGUCGAAUAAUUGGGGCUUAUUGAGGGGGGAGGGGGAGAGGAUUCCGCUGAAGGAGGGCUCGUAG